AUCAUGUAGAGCACGGAAUAACAUUUCAUGGAUCCUUUCAAAGCGGUUGGGAAUUUUAUGAUGCCGACCAAAUCAACAAUGAUAAAUGAGAUGGGCCUUUUGAGGAUCCUCCCUGAUCAGUCAUCAGGGAGUGGACACUCCUGUGGCACCCCACGCCACCCAAGCAUCAUCGACCCAAUUCUAUCAAAGCGCGUCUGCUUCUACAAAAGUGGAGACCCUCAGUUCAAUGGUCUGCGCAUGGUCAUCAACAACCGCACCUUUAAAACAUUUGAUGCGCUCCUGGACAGUCUCUCUAAAAAGGUUCCCCUGCCGUUUGGGGUGAGGAACAUUACCACUCCCCGGGGGGUUCAUGCAGUCUAUACUUUGGAUGAACUGGAGGAUGGGAAAUCCUACAUCUGCUCUGACAGCCGUAAGGUAAAACCUAUCAACCUGGCCAUGGCGAGGAAGAAGCCGCCGCCCUGGUACCAUGCCAGGCCUGUUAGCUCCCGCCGUCGGACUGUACAGCAGGCCAGGUUUUUCCCCGGCCAGAACAUCCACAAGAACGAACUGGUGGUUGUGCGCACACCGAAGAGGCUACUGGUUUUUCGCAAUGGUGACCCUACCGUAAAACACACUGUGGUGGUUCACAAGAGGACUACGCCGACUUUUCAGUCCAUCCUGGAAUAUAUUUCAGAGCUGCUGCUGUUUCAUGUGGUGAAAUUACACACAUCUGAUGGCAGACGUGUGGAUGGUCUUGCAGGCUUGAUACUGUGUUCUGGCAUCGUAGUGGCUGCAGGCAGGGAACCAUUCAGGUCUGCAAACUACAAUGCACAGAAAUCACCAGCUCCAACAUUGUUGCCUACCAAACGAAUGGGUCGCAGAAAACUAAACCGUAAAAAGAAGUCUCUAUCAUACACUUCGAGGUCAAGAAAAUUCUCCCCGUCAUCUGAGAGGUACAUCGUGAAUCAGAUCCAUGACUCCAUUGCAGAGAGUUCAUGCGACCUACCCAGUAACCCCACAAACUCUAUUGAAUUGGAGUUGGGUCAUAAAUUAAAGUCAGUAGCAGAAACUGAGGGUGACACCUGCCCUGAUGAUGGAGCUGGAGGGCAGGACAGCUUGCUGCCCACAGACGACGACAUUGAGAAGUCCUUUCGAGUAAACCAAGAUGGUAGCAUGACAGUGGAGAUGAGGGUGCGGCUUACAAUUAAAGGAAGAGGAAACCAUCCAUUGGACGACCACCCUGACACGCUCAAGUGUAGCCAAUCAGCUUAAUGCGAGCUGUUUACCGGAGUCUGAGGCAGAACAGGAGAUCGGCUCUCUAAAAUCAGACUCACUGGAUUUACAAAGUCCUG
Dicentrarchus labrax (European seabass) is the source of this 1331-nucleotide messenger RNA. RefSeq names its product oxygen-regulated protein 1. The record is from RefSeq and is a predicted model, not a curated record. Bases 28 to 1251 code for a protein of 407 amino acids. Gene Ontology annotation, biological process: retina development in camera-type eye; photoreceptor cell development; intracellular signal transduction. Gene Ontology annotation, cellular component: axoneme. The transcript is spliced from 4 exons. Lineage: Eukaryota; Metazoa; Chordata; Actinopteri; Moronidae.